This is a messenger RNA of Neurospora crassa OR74A, 753 nucleotides long. RefSeq lists its product as hypothetical. Bases 1 to 753 code for a protein of 250 amino acids. The record is from RefSeq and is a predicted model, not a curated record. The transcript is spliced from 3 exons. NCBI's taxonomy places the organism in Eukaryota, Fungi, Ascomycota, Sordariomycetes, Sordariales, Sordariaceae.
AUGCCCAAGUGGGAGGAAAUCCGCGACGACCUCUUCCGGGCGUUUAUUAAUGCAAGUGGACCGAUCACCCCGGAGAUGCAGGUCUCGAUCGAGGAGUCCAUGAAACCGUAUGGUAUGAAAUGGAAUGCCAUUAGAUCCACCCACACAGCUGGUCUUGAUCCGACACUGUCUGUUUGUGCUAUAAGUUCUCUCUCCUUCUGGUCCCGCUCCUCUCUCCCUCCUUCUCCCCAGCAACCUACACGGUCCAUUGUUGCCGGCUUAGCAAUUCCAUCAUCCCAUCUCAACACAUCCAACACAUCCAACUCAGUCACCAUGUCUUCGCAGCGGUCUGCGCAGCGAAACUUGACCAGGUGGGAUCAAAAGACUCACGAGGACAUCAUGUUGGCGAUGUUUGAGCAUUUCCGUCCCACGGCAGCUGACAUGAAGGAGAUCGUUGAGCUCCUUCAUGUCCAGAAGGGUCACACCUUCACAGAUGGCGCUCUAUUCACAACCACCAACCCCCAGAGCUUCACCUUGUGCUUCCGUUUCGCAAAGAAUCAAGCUUCUCUCAGCCUCAAGAUGGAGGAAGAGGACCACGAAGCACAGUUCUACGUGGCCAAGGCUUCCAAGCCCACCAACUGGGACCACGAUGCCCAUCUGACGCUGCUCCAAGCCGUUAUGAUUGAGGCGCUUCCUUCGAAGCCCCAGUGGGACAGGAUCCUGCAGCGCGUUGCUAGAAAAGGCUAUACGUAUACACAAACUGCAGUGCUGUAA